AUGAAGACAUCCAUCGCUUACAUCAUCGCCGUGGCCCUCUUCGGAGCUACGCAGGCUGCCAUCACCCCGAUGAACAACAUCAUUCGUCACGAGUACAACCUCAACGCCAGAGCCGGCGUUCACGGCAACAUUGAGAGAGACGAGCCCGCCCUUGCCCCCGAGGGCGAUGGACGAGGAGUUUAG
Colletotrichum acutatum is the source of this 183-nucleotide messenger RNA. RefSeq lists its product as uncharacterized. Bases 1 to 183 code for a protein of 60 amino acids. The transcript has 2 exons. The record is from RefSeq and is a predicted model, not a curated record. NCBI's taxonomy places the organism in Eukaryota, Fungi, Ascomycota, Sordariomycetes, Glomerellales, Glomerellaceae.